AUGGCUGGGACACUGCGAUUCUCAUGGCUCUUCUUCAUACUGCUUUUCCUUCUGGUGGGGCUGCAAGGAGAGCCAAGGGACAGCACACACAGGCGAAACAAGAGGAGCGUUAGCAAUGACCAGCCUCGUAUGUUGUCAGAGAAUGGUCACCUUGUCUUCACACCUGGAGACAAUAAAGACAUCCGCUUCCAGACAUCAGCAUCUGGCCGAGUUAAAGUAGGUGAUGAGGACCUCACCCAACUUCUGAGUCAGAUCAAAACCAACAAAGACAACAUUGAUAACAUUAUGUCUCAUGGAGGUGGAGUUCCCCCUGAUGUCACCAACAAAUUAAAUGAGCUUCAGACCAAGGUGUCAGUACUUGAGAAUAAAGUGACCACACUUGAGCUGACUGUUCAGAAAGUGUCUUGCAGCAGUAAUCCCUGUCAGAAUGGAGGAACAUGUCUCAACCUACUCAACUCAUACCACUGUGUGUGUCCCAGCAACUGGGCCGGUCCUAACUGUGCAACAGAUGUGAAUGAAUGCCAGUUGUAUUCAGGAACACCUCAGGGUUGUCAAAAUGGAGCAACCUGUGUCAACACUCCUGGAUCAUUCACUUGUAACUGUUCUCCAGAAUGGUCUGGGACUCUCUGUACCGUGCGUUAUGAUGACUGCUGGCAAGGCAAUGGUUACAGUUGUCAGGAUGUGGAUGAAUGUUUGACCAACAAUGGCGGCUGCUCCACCACUCCCAUGGUGCAAUGUCUGAACACCAUGGGCUCCUUCCACUGUGGCCCUUGCCCUCCAGGUUAUGAGGGAGAUGGAAGAACAUGCACCCAGACUGAUAUCUGUGCUACCAACAAUGGGGGGUGUUACCCAUUAGCUACAUGCUCCUCCACCCCAGGUUCAAGCCUCCCCAUAUGUACGUGUCCUCCAGGCUACAUAGGCAAUGGUUAUGGACCAACAGGUUGCACCCAGACUAACAACAUCUGUGAGACCAACAACCCCUGUGUCAAUGGACAGUGUGUGGCCACCACUUCUGGCUACAUCUGCAAUUGCAACUCUGGCUGGGAAGGAGUGAACUGUAACCAGAACAUCAAUGAAUGCUUGAGCAACCCCUGUCAAAAUGGAGGAACCUGCACCGACGGGAUUAAUGGUUUCACAUGUGCUUGCACUGCCCAGUGGACUGGUCCACUCUGCCAGACCGCACAGCAAGCAUGUGGAGGUCACCUGACUGGCCCUGCAGGUUCUUUCAGUUAUCCAAACACCCCAGGUCAUGAUGAAUACGAUCACCUGGUCAGCUGUGCCUGGGUUAUUCAAGUUGACCCAAACAAGGUUGUGCGGAUUACAUUUCCUUUCUUUCAUCUGGAGAACAGUGCCAACUGCAACUUUGACUUUCUUCAGAUUCAUGAUGGAGACAGCGCCUUUGCUUACAUGAUUGGAAAAUACUGUGGUGAAAAUAAUCCCCAGGAGCUCUUUAGUUCCCACAAUUCCUUGUAUUUCUGGUUUCGUUCUGACCACUCCAUCAGUGCUGGUGGAUUCACAAUUGCUUGGCAGUCUCGGGACCCAGUGUGUGGAGGUGAACUAACUGCCCCGUAUGGCAACAUUAACUCACCUGGUUACCCUGGAAACUACCCACCUAGCCGGGACUGCUACUGGGCAGUGGCAGUGCAACCAGGUUUGCUCAUUACCUUUGCAUUUGGGACUCUCAGUCUGGAGCAUCACCCUGACUGCAACUUUGACUUCCUGGAGAUUCGGGAUGGUCUUUUACCUGAAGACCCAGUUCUAGGGAAGUACUGCAGUACUGCAUCACCUCCCCCUCUGCAGACUACCGGCCCAACUGCAUGGAUCCACUUCCACUCUGACUUCACCAUCUCUGACCGAGGCUUCCACAUUACAUACACAACAUCACCAAGUGACCCUGGUUGUGGUGGUACCUUCACUGACAGCGAGGGCACCAUCAUCUCCCCCAACUGGCCCGAUAAUUAUGCCCACAAUCGCCAGUGUCUCUAUUUGAUUAGGUUGCCAGCGGGUGAGAGGGUAACCCUCAACUUCACUAACAUGAACCUGGAGAGUCACGCCAGCUGUGCUUUUGACUAUGUGGAGGUUCGUGAUGGCAGGUUGGAGACUGACCCUCUCAUAGGGAAGUACUGUGGGAGCACCCUGCCAGCUCCCAUUGUCUCAUCCUCUAACUUCCUGUGGAUCCGCUUCAAGUCCGACAGCUCAGUCAGCCAGGCUGGCUUCAGGGCUGUCUACAGCGUUGCUUGUGGAGGCACUUUGUCUGGGGAUGGGCUGAUACGCUCUCCCUACCAUCCCAAUGCCUAUCCCCACAACAAGGUCUGUGAGUGGGUCAUUAACCAGCCAGAGGGUUAUGUGGUCAUUUUCAACUUCCUGUCGUUUGACAUCGAAGGAGCCUCCUGCAUUUUUGACUUUGUCGAGAUCAGGGAUGGUUCCACAUCUAGUUCACCUCUGCUGGGGAAAUUUUGCGGUGUUGCGAUUCCACCCAGGCAACAGUCCACUCAGAGAUCAAUGUACAUCCGCUUCAAGACUGACUCCUCUAUCAGCAACUAUGGAUUUGAAGCAGCCUAUGGCUCUGCCUUGGAAGGCUGUGGUGGUACCCUGACCACUCCUUCAGGCAUCAUCAGAAGCCCCGGUCAUCCCAACACCUACCCCCAUGGUGCCAACUGUACCUGGUACAUUAGUGUUGCCCCGGGCAACCUCAUUCGGCUGUCAUUUCAGUCCUUCAACUUGGAGUACCAUACUAACUGUGACUUUGACUACCUGGAGGUUUAUGACAAUGGCACUGUGCAGCCUGGAAACAAGAUUGGCAGGUACUGUGGGCGCUCAGUGCCUCCAUCCAUCACCAGUACUGACAACCUGCUGACCCUGCUGUUUGUGUCGAACUCAGAUUUAGCCACAGAGGGAUUUUCUGCCAGCUAUGUCUCCAUCAAUGCCACCACAGACUGUGGUCAGACCUUCACCUCCCCCACAGGAACCUUCAGCUCACCCAACUACCCUGACCUCUACCCCAACAAUAGAGAAUGCAUCUUCAAGAUCAUUGUGGAGGUCAACAUGCAGAUUAUGCUGAACUUUACAACCUUUGAGCUGGAGGGCUACCCUCCUCCUUGCAGCUUUGACUUUGUGGAGAUCAGGGAUGGUGGCUAUGAGACAUCUCCCUUGAUCGGUAAGUUCUGUGGCAGUCAAAGGCCUCCAGUGUUGGUAUCCCAUAGCAACCGCCUUUGGGUUAAAUUCCGCUCUGAUACCGUCAUCACGCAACAUGGAUUCGUUGCUCACUGGGAUGGCACACAGACUGGUUGUGGAGGGACCCUGACAACUGAAUCUGGGGCAUUUUCCUCCCCUAACUACCCCCUGCCCUACCACCCUAAUGCUGAGUGCUACUGGAACAUCAGGACCAGCCACGGCAACCAGCUCCUUCUCUCUUUCUCCGAUUUCCACCUGGAGUCAAGCUCCGGCUGCUCUUAUGAUUACCUAGCUGUGUAUGAUGGUAACAGCAGCCAUGCUCCAGAGCUAGCCAAGUUAUGUGGCAGUCAGCUGCCCAGCACCAUCAACUCUUCCACCCAUCAGCUCUACGUCAAACUUCGCACUGACAGCGUCAUCAACGCUGGAGGCUUCCUUGCAUCAUACACCACUAAAUGUGACGGCAUGCUCAUCUCAGGCCGACACAGAGGAAUAGUGGAGUCACUAAACUUUCCCAACAACUACCCAGCCAACACCCUGUGCAGCUGGACCAUCCAGGGCAGCAGUGGAAACACCAUCAACUACACUUUUACUGCCUUCCAGCUGGAAGCUACCUCCAGCAGCUGCACCUAUGACUAUGUCAAGCUCUAUAAUGGUCCCAGUGAGCAAGCUCCUCUGAUUGGUACAUUCUGUGGGAGCACACCUCCCCCAGCCAGCAACACCACAAGCUCAGCACUCACCAUGGUCUUCAAAACAGACUCCACUGUGUUCAUGUCUGGCUUCCAGAUGAUGUGGUACCAGAAUGGUUGUGGUGGAGACCACUCUGGACCUAGUGGCUCCUUCAGCAGCCCAGGCUACCCCAACAGGUAUCCAGAAAACAGGGAGUGUAUCUGGUACAUCAGCACAGCAGCUGGCAGCAGCGUCACCCUCACUAUCCAUGAGUUUGAUGUGGAGUUCCAUCAAAAUUGCAACUAUGAUGUGCUGGAAGUGUAUGGAGGCCCAGACAUGACGGCCCCUCAGCUGGCCAAGCUCUGCACCACCACAUCCAGACCAAUGCAGGUUUCCAGCACUGGCAACAUGCUCACAGUGCGCUUCAAGUCUGAUGCCUAUGUCAGCGGUCGAGGUUUCAAUGCAAGCUGGGCUGAAGUCCAGGGAGGCUGUGGCGGGCCAGUGACUGCCCCAUCAGGGGAGAUCCAUUCUCCUUUGUAUCCCAACAACUAUCCCAAUAAUGUGGACUGUUCCUGGGUCAUCAGUGUAGACUCCCACCACCGUGUCUUCUUCAACUUCACUGACUUGGACAUUGAAUAUCACAGCAACUGCAUCUGGGACUAUGUGGCUAUCUAUGAUGGUCCAACUAUACAUUCUCCUCUGCUUGCUCAUGUGUGUGGUACCAGUCUUCCUCCCUCCAUCACCGCCACCCAGAACACCAUCUCUGUUCGCUUUAGGUCGGACUCCAGUCGUAGCCACCGUGGCUUCAGUGCUCGCUUCUCUGAGGCUUGUGGUUCAACCAUCAUAACAGACAAUAAUGGUGGGGUCAUUGCUUCACCGCGGUACCCAGCACCAUAUCCACCAAAUCAGAACUGUAGUUGGAUCAUCACAGCACAAGAACCAUUCAACCAUGUGACCCUGUCAUUCACUGACUUUGAGUUAGAGAUGAUCUACUCCAACUGCUCCCACGAUGCUGUGGAGGUCCUGGAUGGCAACAACUACCAGGCACCUUCUAUAGGGCGCUACUGUGGCGUUGAACUACCUCACCCAGUGACAUCCUUCAGUAACUCUUUGGUGGUCAAAUUCAUCUCUGACCACUCCAUCGCCAUGAAAGGGUUUAGAGCCACCUAUUCAGCAUCCACCUCCAGUUGUGGAGGGGAUCUGCUCAUGGAGAGUGGUGCAUUCAACAGUCCUAACUAUCCAGAUGCUUAUCCAUCUAAUGUGGAGUGUGUGUGGACCAUCAGGAGCUCUCCAGGAAAUCGUCUCCAGCUCUCAUUUAUUAUGUUUCACCUGCAGGGAGGUUCUGGCUGUCAAAACGACUACUUGGAAAUCAGAGAGGGCAACUCCACCGGGCCUCUGGUCAAUCGCUUCUGUGGUACCUCACUACCAUCCAACUACACCUCGGUGCUUGGUCACAUCCUGUGGGUUAAGUUUGUGUCAGAUGCAUCAGUUAGUGGAGAAGGAUUCAGAGUCACCUUCUCACACUUGUAUGGUAAUGAUGUGACAGGGGAGUUUGGUCAGAUAGCAUCCCCACUGUAUCCAAGAACAUACCCCAUUAAUGCCCAAUACCGCUGGACUAUAACUGUGGACGGAGACAGCUACAUCCAGAUCCGCUUCUUGGACAUGGACAUUGAGGACCUGUCUGACUGCUACUACGAUAAUCUCAAAAUUUUUGAUGGCCCCAGUGUUCAUUACUAUCCCAUUGGGACAUACUGUGGUCUGUCCCUGCCCCCUCCCAUAAGAAGUUCUGGCAGCACUAUCACCCUGCAGUUCAAAUCUGAUUUGGUGGUGGGAGGACGAGGCUUCCUUGUGGAAUGGAUCACUGUCCAGGACUCUGGACCACCACCCACUAUCCCACCAGGUGCAUGUGGUGGAAUCUUAAUGACGGGGGAGACUCCUGGCUUCCUCUAUUCUCCUAGGUGGCCUGAAAACUACGCUCAUAACCAGGAGUGUACCUGGCUGAUACAUUCUCCAGACUCCAUCAUAGAAUUCAACAUCUUGUUUCUGGACAUGGAGGACUACCCCACUUGCUACUUUGAUAGUCUUACCAUCAGAGAUGGUGAUACCAGUAUAUCCCCUGUGCUAGCCACUGUGUGUGGUCGGGAACUUCCAGGUUCUCUCCAUUCAACAGGAGACUCCAUGUACAUCCACUUCUCUUCAGACAGCAGCAUCAGUGGCCGAGGCUUUAAUGCCUCCUACUCCAGAGGUUGUGGUGGACUUCUGCAUGUAGACAGGGGUGUGGUGAGCAGUUCCAACUACCCCCAGACUUAUUUGCCUAAUCUGGACUGUAACUGGCAUGUGAUGGUGACACCUGGCUUCAGGGUUUCUGUCACCUUUCAAAGCCCCUUCCAGAUUCAAGGCUAUGGAACUCAGUGCAGCUCAGGAGACUACCUGGAGCUCAGAAACGGUCCAGAUGUUUCAUCUCCACCACUGGGGGGGCGUCUCUGUGGGUCAAGCCCUCCAUCUCUUCUCCAGACUACUGACAACCACCUCUUUAUUCAUUUUGUGUCUGACGGCUCUAAUGAGGCCAGCGGCUUUAAGCUAACCUUUGAAGCCCACAGUCAGGCAUGUGGAGGUUUCAUUGAGCUGAAUGAUAACGAUCCUCCAGGCUACAUCACUUCACCGAACUACCCUGGGAACUACCCCCAAAACAUUGACUGUAUCUGGGUCAUCACUGUGCCCUUGGGAGAAGCUGUCCAAAUUGACUUUGAGGAUCAAUUCUACAUUGAACCCACAACAAACUGUGGGUAUGACUAUUUGGAGCUGCGUGAUGGCUCAACAUCCAAUUCCCACUUAAUUUCCCGGCUCUGUGGCAACACCCGACCAUCUACCCAACAUUCAACAGGUUCCUCCAUGCUGCUCAGGUUUCGUACUGACACCAGCGUCACGCACCAAGGCUUCAAGGCAAAGUACUCCAUCGCAACAUGUGGAGGCACCUAUAUAGGUCAGAGGGGUUCGAUCCACAGCCCUGGCUUCCCAGGAUCCAACUAUCCUGGCAGCUCCAGCUGUGAGUGGUACUUGGAGGGGCCUACAGGGCACUACCUCACCCUUACCUAUGGAAAUUUCAGCCUGCAGGACACUCCAGGAUGCUCUGCUGACUAUGUGGAGAUCAGGGAGUACAAUGCUUCAGGACACACACUGGGCCGACACUGUGGCAGUAGCCUUCCUGCUUCCAUGGACACAUCUGACAGUUUUGCCUAUGUCAAGUUUGUCAGUGACUCCAGUGGAAAUGCAGCAGGCUUCAGUCUGUCAUUUGAAGCUAGUGUUGAAGCCUGUGGGGGAGAGUUGAAUGCUCCUUCAGGAACAAUCUCCUCUCCCAAUUAUCCCAACUUGUACCCACACAACCGGGUGUGUCGCUGGGAGCUGGUGGUGUCAUCAGGACGCCGGGUUACACUCACCAUCAAUGACCUACGGCUGGAAGGUUCUGGAACUUCCUGUGCAUUUGACUAUGUUGAUGUGCUGAAUGGGUUGGCAGUUGAUGCCCCUCGUCUACAGCGACUCUGUGGUACAGUACCUGCAGGCACUCAGCUGCGCUCCUCUGGCAACACCAUGGCUGUUGUGUUUCGCACUGAUGCUUCUGUGUCUAAUGGUGGCUUCAUGGCUUCAUACUCCUCUGAGGAGCCUGCAGAGUGCGGUGGAGUCCUGAACAAUGCAGCGGGCGGGAACUUCACAUCCCCUGGAUACCUGGUGUCCAACUACAGCAACAACCUCAACUGUGAGUGGCUGAUCCAGAACCCACAGCACAUCAAUUCCUCUAUUGUGGUGCUGAUAGAGGACUUGCACCUGGAGAACCACCAGACCUGUGAGUCAGACUACCUCCAGUUCCGCUUAGGUGACUCAAAUGGUGAGCUGCUGGCCAAGCUUUGUGGGCAGACCGUCCCUGGCAUUCCAAUUGUUGUCUUCACCCCAGAGCUCUGGGUUCAUUUCCAGACUGAUGCCUCUCAGGGAGACAAGGGCUUCAAGAUCAAAUACUCCUUCUCUGGGUGUGGAGGCUGGCAGACAGGUGAGGGAGGGGUGAUAGCCAGUCCUAACUACCCUAACAUGUACCCCGACCUCAGUCGCUGUGCUUGGCUGCUAGAGGCUCCAGCGGGCCACACUAUUACACUAACCUUCAGCUACUUCAACGUGGAGCACCACUCUGCAUGUGGCUGGGACUCUGUCACCAUCUUCAACGGAGGAUCCCCAGGCGCCCCUGUUAUUGGCCAGUACUGUGGGAACACCUCUCCAGGAACCAUCCGGUCAGGAUCUAACAAGCUUGCUAUAGUUUUCAUGGCUGACCAUGUUGUGGCCACAGGAGGCUUUUUGGCCUCCUGGUCUGCUGAUUCCUCAGGCUGUGGAGGGGUGAUCCAUGCCGAUACGGGAACAAUCAAGUCUCCAAACUAUCCUCAGAACUUCCCAGCCAAUGUGGAGUGUUCAUGGCAGAUCAUUGCCCAUGAGGGAAACCACCUGGAGAUGAGCUUCAACAGUGAUUUCCAGAUUCCAGACAGCUCUGGGACCUGCCAGAGCAGUUAUAUCAAGGUGUGGUCAGGUCAGGCUCAAAAUACUGAGGCUCUUCUGUCAACAGGCUGUGGCUCAGUGGCACCGAGCCCCAUCAUUGCUCCAUAUAACAUCAUCACAAGCCGAUUCCAGGCUGAAGCAACUGGCAGAGGUUUCUCAGCCUCCUUCAGCACCCGUUGUGGUGCAAAUUUCACAGCUCCCAGCGGCCGUGUGGUUUCUCCAAAUUACCCAGCCGACUAUCCCAACUACUCCAACUGUAACUACACAAUAGACGCUGGACAACAAACUGUGCUUGUCCUCACGUUUCAGAGCUUCCAACUAGAAGCACACUCUACCUGUGUCUUUGAUGGGCUGAAGAUCUACAGCCUGGCUGCCAGUGGCCCUCCUAUUGCCACUCUGUGUGGUACCAGCAUCCCGGGACCCUUCUCCAUCUUUGGCCCCAUGUUACUCCACUUCUACUCUGACUCUGCCAUUAUUGACAAUGGCUUCCUAGCAGAAUACAGAGCCUUUUCAUGUGGCGGCUUUUUCAACAGCACUUUAGGUACACUGAGCAGUCCAGCACUCUACGAAGCCAACUACCACCACAACAUCAACUGUACCUACCAUAUCAUGGUAGCAGCCAAUAGAGUGGUGGAUCUCAGGUUUAACACCUUCCAUCUGGAGGCGUCGUCUUCCUGUCGCUAUGACUUUGUGGAAGUCUAUGAUGGACAGGACACCUUGGCCCCAUCACUGGGAAAAUUCUGUGGUACAGUGCUCCCACCCAAUCUGCGCUCCUCCACUAACCAGCUGUUCAUCGUCUUCAGGACAGAUGCCUCAGUGAAUGGGAUUGGUUGGAGGGCUACUUACCGCGAGACACUUGGUACAGCACAAGGUUGUGGUGGAUACCUGACAAUGCCCGUGGGCAUCUUUGGUUCUCCGGAUAUAAACAUGGAUGGGUUCUAUGAACCCAUGCUGGACUGCCUGUGGACCAUCGAGAUGCCGAUCAACAAUGCUAUCAACCUGACCUUCAACUCUUUUGAGCUGGAGAGUUUCACUGAUUGCCGUUAUGACUAUGUCAAAGUGUACGAUGGUGACAACAUUAACUUCCCUCUAGUUGGGACAUUUUGUGGAAAUACCAUCCCUGCUUCUUUUGUAUCGACUGGAAACUUCCUGACCGUUCACUUUGUCAGUGAUAGCGUAAUAAAUCAAAGAGGCUUCAAUGCGACCUACAGAGCUGUGCCAUUGCUUUGCGGCGGAGCUCUGAAUGUCUCGACCAGCAGCCAGACUCUCACGUCACCCUCCUUUCCCAGUGCCUAUCCUCCUUACACCUCCUGCCGCUGGAUCCUGGAUGCUCCACCCCAGGAAACCAUCAAAGUGUCAGUCCAGAUAUUUGUGCUCCAGCCCAGCCAAAGCUGCUCUACAAACUACUUGGAGAUGAAAGACUGGCCUGUGGGAGACUAUGGACAGUCUCACAAGUUCUGUGCAUCUGAUGUCCAUCCACCAGUCUUCUACAGCUAUGGCAGAACGAUCCUCAUACACUUCAAAUCUGACACCUUUAUGUCAGGAAAUGGCCUCAGUUUGAACUAUCAGAUUGCCAGCUGCAGCCGAACCUAUGAACAGGAAUACGGCUAUCUCAAGAGCCCGGGCUGGCCUGACAUCUACCCUCACAACACGGACUGCACCAUCAUCCUGAAGGCACCACAGAACCACUACAUCUCCUUCUUCUUCAACAGUUUUGAUUUGGAGAGCCAUAGCAACUGUGACUUUGACUAUCUGGAGAUUCGUAAUGGCAGUACAUCGGACUCACCACUGAUUCAGCGGGUAUGUGGCAGCACCCUGCCCAGCCCCAUCUUCCCACAGUCCAACCUGCUCUACCUACGCUUCAAGAGUGACUUCUCCUAUGCGCGAAAUGGCUUUGAUGUCACAUGGACAUCGUCCUCUCAUAGUUGUGGUGGCACUCUGUACGGAGACCACGGCUCAUUCUCAAGUCCCAACUACCCAGGCACCUAUCCCAACAAUACCCACUGUGAAUGGGGCAUCAUGGCACCCAGAGGUCAUGUGGUGACAGUCACCUUUGCCCAGAUCGGUAUUGAUGACCCUGGAGAUUGCCAGAACAACUUCUUAAAGUUGUAUGAUGGCCCAGACACCUCCUCACUGCCUGUUGGACCUUACUGCGGAGCGGAAACCAACAUUGCUCCAUUUACAGCCUCCUCCCAUCAUGUUUAUAUAGUUUUCCAAGCCCAGUACGCCAUCCUGCCUUCAGGGUUCAGACUCACCUGGAGCAGCUGAGAGAAUGACCUUCAGCCCCUCCACACACAUUUACCGACUAAUUUCCUAAUCAUGUUUCAAACACCU
Molecule: messenger RNA, 10710 nt
Organism: Monopterus albus (swamp eel)
Lineage: Eukaryota; Metazoa; Chordata; Actinopteri; Synbranchiformes; Synbranchidae
Gene: cubn
Product: cubilin (intrinsic factor-cobalamin receptor)
Exons: 66
Coding region: 1-10644 (3547 amino acids)
Molecular function (GO): calcium ion binding
Source: RefSeq, a predicted model, not a curated record